AGAGAGCUAAUCCGAUGCAUUUGAAUGGGUGGGUUGAGGGCUGAGCUCGAGUGCAGCCGGAGUCCCGGACUCAGCGUGCGAAAGCAGCCCAGCCGCUUCCCCGCCGUGAACGACGCUGCGUGCGGCUCAUUCAAUCUGGAGCGUCAGAUGGUGCGACUGGCGGCGGCGCAAGGUGCCCCGCGUCUCUCCAUCGUCCCCCCUCCUCCGUGACUCGCCGCCGUCCAUCGACAUCGCAUCGCCACCCAUUCGCGCAUUACAGCCGAUCCCCGACACAGAGGACAUCUAGGGCAACGCGCUGAGGCUCCGCCGAUCCUGGACUGGCACCCGGCACAUGCCGGAUAACGCAACGGAACGGAGGAACAACGUCAGUCAUCGGUCUGGAUUGUAUGGGCAAAUUGCUCUGUCUACUUCUGGAAAGAUAACAGCAGCAGAAUUUUCCCGUCCGUCGUUAACCCGGUAAAAUCAGUUGUAUCUCCCGACCUGGACACCCCAGCAGUGGAGGGAGGAGCGAUGGGAGCAGCUAUAUCGCCGUAAACAACACUGCUUUGUCUCAUCCACGAACUGUAGUGACUGACAUCGCUCAUCUGAAGCCAGAACAAUGAGACGGACUUCUGACUAGAUGCUUUUUCAAUCGCCUCUUUAUGUUCACUUUGUAGAAUAAUAAUAAUAAUAGGUUUUGGAGCUCUAUGAACCGGUGCAUGCAUGUGUCUUGUUUUUAUUUUAUUAAGAGACUGGCCACCGAUACCUAUUCUGACCUAACAGUCAGAAAUUUUCCACUUGAUCAACUGGCUGAAAAUUGGAAACACUGGCGAUAACCAACCGGGAUACUAGCCGCUGUGUCCGUCUUAAUUGCCUCCACGAUCGGAUACAAUUUUGUGCGCAAAACAGAAGAACACUAUCCUGUGGAUAAAGGUAUGCAUGGGAGAAGACAGUUGCAUUUGAUGAAUCGCGGGUGGAAGUGAAUUGGUCCUCGUCUCUGCUGGAACUGCUUUGUGGACACCGGAGAGAUUGGGGAUCUUGGAGUUAAAGCGACCCACGUGGAGCGAGCACCCUAGUCGGACUGUUAACCAUGGGCUGUUGCAGUGGUCGAUGUACACUUGCCUUUAUAUGUGGCAUUCAACUGGUCAGUAUAUUGGAACGGCAGAUUUUUGACUUCCUCGGGUACCAGUGGGCGCCGAUCCUCACCAACUUCGUGCAUAUCAUCGCUGUGAUCCUGGGCUUGUUCGGCACGGUCCAGUUCAGGCCCCGAUACGUCACCGGGUACGCCGUCUGGCUGGUGAUCUGGGUGACCUGGAACGUCUUCAUCAUCUGCUUCUACCUGGAGGUGGGGGACCUUUCCAAGGACACCGACUUGAUCAUGACCUUUAACAUCUCCAUGCACCGGUCCUGGUGGAUGGAGAACGGGCCGGGGUGUCGGGUGACCCCCGUGACCCCGCCACCAUCCUGGGCCCCUGAGGACCACCGUUACAUCAGCAUCUCCGGUUGCCUGCUGGAGUACCAGUACGUGGAGGUGGCCCAAAGCGCCCUGCAGGUCAUCUUGGCACUCGCUGGCUUCAUCUACGCCUGUUACGUCGUGAAGCUCAUCUCAGAAGAAGAAGACAGCUUCGACUUUAUAGGAGGGUUCGACUCCUACGGUUACCAGGGGCCGCAGAAGACGUCACACUUGCAGCUCCAGCCUAUGUACAUGUCAAAGUAAACAGGACAACUGCCUUACGAACACAUCAGAUAGAAAUGUCUCAUUUUCUUUCGUCUUUCUUAAUUGUCUUAAAUAAUAGUGUCUUAUAAAAUUGACUGGAAAGAAGAGAAUGUUUUCCGUCCGCAGAAAGCGAAAUGAGCGCAGUGGAUUUUUCUUUCUUGCUGGCCAGCCGACGCUCGGCAGAGCGACUGGAGAGACUCUGGCUGAGACUCGGGGGGAUGCUGGCAGCAGAUGCGAGAGCGCCCCCAUGUGGCCACGUCCUUCUUUACGGAGCUGCGCUGACGGUUCUCCCUUCAUGUCUGACCGAAGAAUGAAUACCGUACGUUAUGAAGGCAGCGACAUCACGCCGAUUUUAACCAAACUCGCUUAAAAAGAUAGAAAAUGAGCAAAAAAGAGAAAAAAAAACGUCUGCAACUGUGCCAUGUACUAAAAACGAUGUUGUGACCCGGGUGCUUGGAGUCUGUCGAUUACAGUGAUUAGAAAAUGCUCUUCUCUAAAUGAAUGUCCUUUACGUCAUCGAUACACCUUCAGAUUUAUUAAGACAGUGCCCCUGGCUUCGUAAGAAAAGAAAAAGUUCGAUAGAAGAUAUUGAUUUGUAAAAGCAUUUUAUUUCCUGUGUGUUUACAUAUGGCUGUUCCUCGUAUCUUGGGCAGAAUGAUGUCAAACUCUGACCUAAAGAAAAGGGAAAACUUUGAUCAGGUGAUUGAAAGGUGAACAAGCUUCUCCUUUCUUGUGACGUUUUUCCUGAAAGUGCCAAGAACCAUAAAAAAAUGAAUUAAAUUAAAUGGACUAGACAUAAUUUGGAUGUUUCCUUGUAGUUGGGAAUAUUUUUUAAAAUACUAGCAGGAGUCAUUUAAACUAAAUAUCUUCCUAGUUUUAGUUAACUUAUUUUAUAGAGAUUUUUUUAUACUGUCCACACAAAAGCAUUAUGGAAUAACUUUCUGUGUUUUUUUGUUUCGUGUAUAUUUCUGUUUUUUUUUUUUUUUUUUAGAAAUCUGUCGCCUAUUGGGAGAAGAUGGUAAUUUUAUUUAGAAUAAUCAAUGAGAGUGCAUCGUGAGCUUCCGCAAGGCAGCCCCGAAUCCUGGCAAACGGACGUCGCGAAAUAAACUCGGAUCCCAGCGCUAUUUUUUACCGCCUACGAGUCGUAGGUCCUACGACAGCGUUUCUUUUUUUCUAGUUGGGUAGUAGUUCGUUGCGUUCGCCGGUAAAGGGCGUUUCAUUCUUUCCUUCUUCCUCUUUUACUAGCUGUACAGAUGUACAAAAGCAGCCUGGGCGGGGGUAAAUCACGGCUAGCGUGGUGACCGAGAGCCGAGGUGCGCGCUAGAGUUUGUGCUGUGACUGAAAUGUUGUGCUUUGUGUAGUGGACAUGUCCUCGCAUCCCGGAGAUAGGGCCUGUGUGUCUGUAGCAAUACUGCGGGAUUCCCCUGCUUGCGGGGUCCUCCCACUAGGGGGCGCUAGAGGAGCUGAGAUCGGCUCUCUCGCACCCAAGUCCUGCCAGCCGUUGUAUAAAGCGUCCAUCUAGCAACAGGGGUAAAUCAACACUUUCUUUAAAUGCUCGCUGUCCUCCAGGUAAAUGAUUGCCCUUCACCCAUUCUCUGUUCAAGUCAGUUGCUCCUCUGUGUUCCCCUAAUUAACUCCUUUAAAUCACACAUGGAUGUUUAAAUGGAUCCUCUCAGGCCCAGAAUAUUAUGUGUGCGGUGAGAUUAGGUCUCUCAGGCCCCCAGGUUAACUAUGGUGAAUGGGGACUUCGAGCAAAAAAACAGUGAAUUACUCCCCAUAUUUCAUUUAAAAAUGGAUCAUUAAAAAUGUACAUAUAUACACCCAGUCAGCAUAAAUCUCUUCCUGAGUAACGGUACUGCGAAAAUCCAGUAAGUGAGCGCAGACAAUAAACGUGAGUGCGUAACUGCAGCUGAGCCUGGGAACGCCCGAAUUCUGCAGGGAGACCAGUAAUGAAUUAGCCAAACACAUCCAGCCAGGGCGACAGCCUUGUGCACGACACAGACGUCUGCUUUCCGCAGUCCUAAGACCUCCCCACGUGAUUUAACGUCACCGACGAAGAGUUUGACUUUAAUUGAUUUGCUCAUCCGUGGGAAAUUCAGUCUGACCUUGUUCCAACAUCACUCGCCUGGUGACACAGGGCGACGUUUGGGGACAGACAGCUAAAAACAAUAAUUCUUAAAGCAGUUAUCAGAAGUCGAUCCUAAAAAAGAUACAUUCCAGCCCCCCGCCCCCACCCCCCUUGUUUAUUAUGGUACGGUCUGGCAGUGGGGCAGUAAAUCAGAAAUAGCACGUCUACGUUGGACACGGCGCGCACUCAAAAUCCGCCCCCCGAGCUUAUGAAGGUCAAACGCCGGUGCCGAUCCCUCCCCGCUUCUCGCUCGAACAUCCUCACUCUUAUCAGCUCCUUAGCACACGGGCUCCCCGCCACGCCAAUUCCCAGGACCCCCCCCCCUUGGCAGGAAGCCGAGGCAGGCGGCCCGCUGGAGGAGGUCCCUGAGGGGCGUCUGCAGAUACACCAUCCGCCACACGGUACCCCGACGUGACCCCCCCCUCACUGUGUCCAAUCCUCCAUGUGGAACUGAGGCCCGCC
Messenger RNA from Brienomyrus brachyistius, 4286 nucleotides. It is a transcript of the gene nkain2, whose product is annotated as sodium/potassium transporting ATPase interacting 2. The transcript has 7 exons. The record is from RefSeq and is a predicted model, not a curated record. The coding region runs from base 1070 to 1696 and encodes 208 amino acids. Gene Ontology annotation, biological process: regulation of sodium ion transport. NCBI's taxonomy places the organism in Eukaryota, Metazoa, Chordata, Actinopteri, Osteoglossiformes, Mormyridae.